Molecule: messenger RNA, 3013 nt
Organism: Notechis scutatus (mainland tiger snake)
Lineage: Eukaryota; Metazoa; Chordata; Lepidosauria; Squamata; Elapidae
Source: RefSeq, a predicted model, not a curated record
GCCCUGAAUCGGAGGAACGUGAUGGCCAGGAACGGUGGGUUGCAAGAGCGGCGCGGACGUGUGAGUGCACAAACCACCUUUGCCAAUUUAAUGAAUCUUGCAGUUGAUCUGAAAUACCCACUGUGAAGAAAAUAACACCCAGGGAACAUUUACAGUUGGAUAUUUUUAAUGUUCAUGAGAUGUCUCCUAGAACGGCCCUCCUGAUGCCAUGGAUAUUCUGCCUCUUAAAGCACUGGUGUUGGUCUUGGUCAGCUGUUUUGCUGGGCUUCUUUACAACCAUCCCAGCCUUUUUUUUAACUGGGAAAGAACAAUUUACAAGAAACCUAAUUUCAUAAUAAUUUUGGCAGACGAUGUAGGAUGGGGAGAUUUUGGAGCCAACUGGGACCUAAAAAAAGGCACACCUAAUUUGGAUAAGAUAGCUGAGGAAGGAAUGAGAUUCGUAGAUUUUCAUUCAGCUGCAUCUACCUGUUCCCCAUCACGUGCCUCUCUGCUUACAGGACGUCUCGGCCUUCGUAAUGGCGUCACGCAUAAUUUUGCUGUGUCUUCAGUGGCAGGCCUUCCAUUGAAUGAGACGACAUUGGCAGAAGUUCUGAAAGAAGCUGGUUACCUCACCGCUAUGAUAGGGAAAUGGCACUUGGGACAUCAUGGCUCUUUCCACCCCAGCUUUCGUGGUUUUGAUUUUUAUUUUGGGAUACCAUAUAGCCCUGAUAUGGGCUGUACUGACACUCCAGGUUAUAACCUCCCUCCCUGCCCGGCUUGUCCCAGAUGCUCCACAACAGUCAGUAAACAUCAGAAAAACUGCUAUCCUGAAAUUGCACUUCCUCUUUUUGAAAACCUUACAAUUGUCCAACAGCCUGUAAACUUAACUACCUUAGCUGCGAAGUUUACAGAAAAAGUUAUUCAUUUCAUCCAUUAUGCCAGCCAGAAAGGCUUUCCUUUCUUCUUAUAUCUUGCUCUGGCUCAUAUGCAUGUGCCUUUGGUUUUGUCUGAGGCAUCUUGGAAUCCAUCUUGCCAAGAUCCCUAUGGAACAUACUUGAAGGAAAUGGAUGCCUUGGUGGGACAGAUCAAGGAUGCGGUUGACAGCACAGCAAAGGAAGAUACAUUCCUCUGGUUUACAGGGGACAAUGGUCCUUGGUCUGAGAAGUGUGACUAUGCAGGAAGUGUUGGUCCAUAUACAGGGAUGUGGCAAAGAAAAAAAGGUGGUAGCUCAGCAAAGCAGACAACCUGGGAAGGAGGACACCGUGUUCCCACAGUUGCAUAUUGGCCAGGGAAAAUCCCAGCAAAUGUGACGAGCCCUUUGAUGUUAAGCACUUUAGAUAUAUUUCCUACAUUGGUAUCUCUGGCGAAUGCUACUCUUCCUCCCAACAGACGCUUUGAUGGGAUAGAUAUCUCUGAAGUCCUGUUCGGGUAUUCAAGCAAAGGACACCAGACAUUAUUCCAUCCCAAUAGUGGUGCAGCUGGAAAAUACGGAGAAAUACAGUCCCUUCGGUUGGACCAAUAUAAAGCCUUUUAUCUUACAGCAUCUAGCUCAAAUAAUAUCGGAUGCUUUCAAGUUAAGACUUUUUUCUAAAUUUGGUACCUUGGCUUUAUCAGUGGCAGUUCAUGAGAGGCUAUCUCUUUGGCAAACACUUUGACGAAAAGCUCCAGUGGAAUCAAAUGUACAUUUUUCAUAUUUUGAGCUACAGCAUCAAGAAAUCCCUUUGGCUUGUAUUCUUUUGGCAAGGACUGUGAUUUGGUUUGCUGUAUCGCUCAAGAAAGAUGCUUACGUCCCAUGGCUUUAUUGUGUGCUAUGCUUUGAGGCUAGUCAAUCAUAUUUUUGUCUGAUAGUGAAGCCAUCUUGCAGCUAACUCUUAAGUUAUGACAGGCCAAUUGACGAAAGUUCAAAAUUACAACUACAUAUCUACAUACCAGUAUGUCUCAGUUUCAAAGAUGUGAUGGCUGCAGCAGGCCUGCUGUCGUUCACCCUUAUGACCCACAACAGGGCUGCUGUGGCACUCCCCCACUUCUCUCCCACAUUCCCAUCACACGAGAACCCUGCAGCACUUUGGACUGCUCCCCAAACACCUGUCACACCCCACACUUACCUUCUGAAACUCUCCAGGCCUCAAGUUGUGGAAGGAGGCAGUCCAUGCGAUCCUGGGCUGUGCUGAAACAAUCCAAAUACAGCUGCCAUUUGUGGGUGGGACAAAAUGGCAGAUGCCAGUGAAAUAGCUUCAUUGUGCUCCCUUAGAGCUGCAGCGCUGUACAUACCUUACUAAAGCAGCAAAAUCAAGCAGUUUGUCCCAGGGCCGUGUGGCAGGGACCCAAAUGCCGCCAUAUUUUUUCCCUGCCCACAAACAGGCAGGGACAAAAUGGCUGCCAGACUAGCUGCUUCAUUCUGCUGCCUCAGAGGGGUCUCCAGAGGCUUCUGUGCAGCUUAAGGCAAAAUGAAGCAGUUUAUUCCUCAGCUGUGUGUCAGCGACCAAAACUCAGCUUCUAUUUUGUGGGAAGGACAAAAUGACAGCUGCUUUCGGAACCAUGCCAUGUAGCUAUACAAAGAAGGAAGCCAUUCCAGUGCUCUGGAAGGCCUCGUAGCCUUCUGAGGUGGGGUGAGCAUGAAGCCUAAGGCCUGGGAAGACCCAGUGGGUGUAGGAAAAAUCCUUGCGGGACCCAGGGUGUGGGAAAAGACUUGGGAGGGCUGACAAGGCAGGCUUGGGUCUAUACUAGGCCUCCGAUGGCCUCCCCUUCUUAGCUCCAUUUAAUGACCUGCAUGUUUGUUUUACAUUUUAUUGGGAAGAGCAGGGAUGCAGAGUGUCAUUAGAUGACAUGUUUCACCUAACAUUUUCACCACAUGCAGCUGUAAUGGUCAGGCUCUAUUAUGGUUGUAUCUCGAGGACAACUUGUACUAAAAUCUUCAGUGUACUUGUCCCAAAAGUGCUUUUUCAAGAGACAACUGGACUUUCGGGUUUUUCCUUUGAAGACAUUUCGCUUCUCAUCCAAGAAGCUUCUUCAGCUUCUUCAGAGCUGAAGAAGC